Molecule: messenger RNA, 449 nt
Organism: Sitophilus oryzae (rice weevil)
Lineage: Eukaryota; Metazoa; Arthropoda; Insecta; Coleoptera; Curculionidae
Gene: AstCC
Exons: 3
Coding region: 1-432 (143 amino acids)
Source: RefSeq, a predicted model, not a curated record
AUGACCAAAGCUGUCUCCCUAGUCGUCUUCCAAUGUUUAAUAUUGUUUCUCUUGGUAAACAUUGCAAUAUGUGUACCAUUUGAUUCGACAUUAGAAAAAAAGUCUGCCAUACCUGACAGAACGAAUGAUGAUUAUGAAGAUUACCCAUUCAGUGUUCGUUAUGAUGAAUAUCCGAUGAUUGUUCCAAAAAAACGCACUGCAUUAUUAGUAAACACACUAAUGGUUGCUUUGAAGGACGCAUUAGAGAAGGAAGAACGGGAAAGGAACAGCAAACUGUUAGAAAAAUUUGGAUCUCUCAAAGGAAAAAUUUAUAACUCUGACGAUAUUCGAUCUAUGGAUCUUCAACGCAGAGGUCAUCAAUCGAUUACAAAUGGACAGGUUAAAGGACAUAAUUAUUGGAGAUGCUACUUUAACGCAGUAACAUGUUUUUAAAAAACAUGAGAUAUAAA